Messenger RNA from Aspergillus melleus, 1401 nucleotides. Its product is annotated as CRAL-TRIO domain-containing protein. The transcript has 4 exons. The record is from RefSeq and is a predicted model, not a curated record. NCBI's taxonomy places the organism in Eukaryota, Fungi, Ascomycota, Eurotiomycetes, Eurotiales, Aspergillaceae. The coding region runs from base 1 to 1401 and encodes 466 amino acids.
AUGACCGCUACCACCGUUGCCCAGGGCUUCCUGGGAAACUUGACGACGGACCAGGAGUCCCGUCUCCGCCAGCUCUGGUCCAUCGUGCUGAAGCUGCACGACGCGGGCGCCCAAGGCUCGCACGAUGCUCCUGGCGCUACAAACGGCGAUCGACGAGCCUCGCUGUCUCGCACCGAGACCGCCGCAUCGGCCAAUCCCAACUCGGCCUACACCAACGAGUUUGCCCAGACGCUGCAGGACGUGGGCAUCCAGGGCGCAGAGCUGAAGUCCGUUCGCGAUGCCCUUGCCAACACCUCCAUUGACGACCUCCGUCAGAGUCUCCUGAGCACAGCCAAGCACGAUCAUCCCGAUGCGCUGAUGCUGCGGUUCCUGCGGGCCCGGAAGUGGGACGUGAACAAGGCCUUCGUGAUGAUGCUGCACGCGCUGGUAUGGCGUGUCAAGGAGCAGCAUGUCGACGACCAGGUGAUCGCGAGGUCGGAGCUGGAGGCGCUCAAGGAUUCGCAGAACAAAUCUGAUCCGCAGGCUGCGAAGGCUGGUAGUCAGUUCCUGGCGCAGAUGCGCUGUGGAAAGGCCUACUUCCACGGUGUUGAUCGGGUCGGUCGUCCCAUCGGCGUUGUCAAGGCUCGCUUGCACAAACCGGCAGAGCAGAGCGAGGAGGUGAUUAAUAGAUAUAUCCUGCAUGUCAUCGAGACGGCACGAUUGCUGUUAGUGCCGCCGAUGGAGAAUGUGACUAUUGUGUUCGAUUUGACGGGAUUCUCUCUCUCCAACAUGGAAUACGCUCCUGUCAAGUUCCUCAUCGACUGCUUCCAACAAAACUACCCCGAAUCGCUGGGUACCAUGCUCAUCCACAACGCCCCUUGGGUCUUCUCCGGAAUCUGGCGUAUCAUCAAGGCCUGGAUGGACCCCGUCAUCGUCUCCAAGAUCCACUUCACCAACUCGGUCGCCGACCUUGAGAAAUUCAUCGCCCCCGACCAAAUCGUCAAGGAGCUCAAAGGCAAGGAAGACUGGGAAUACGAGUACAUCGAGCCAGUCGAAGGCGAGAACGCAAAGAUGGCCGACAUCACCACGCGCGACGAGCUCACGGCAGAGCGUCAGCGCAUCGGCGACGACCUGCUCCGCGUCACCGGCGAAUGGAUCGAGGCCGCCAAGGCAAACAACAAGCAGCAGGUGGACGAAGUCAAAGCUCGUCGGGCCGACGUGGCUGAGGAUCUGCGACUCAACUACUGGAAGCUGGACCCCUAUGUGCGAGGGCGCAACUGUCUGGACCGGACGGGCGUGAUCCGACAGGGAGGCAAGAUCGAUUUUUAUCCCAGCGCGGACAGCUUGUCAGAUGCUGAAUUAGCCAAGGCGCUGGAGGUGGAACAUGUCGAGCGGACUCAGGUGAAGGUAGUGAAUGUUUGA